GCUUCACCACCAUCGAUGAUCUGUGAUCUAGGCGCCAAUCGAGUGGGAGUGCACUUCCCAGUCCCACAUCACGGACAACGGUGGACACCAAAACGGCAUGGCAGCUCGUGGUGCAAAGGCGCUGUCGAACUGAAUCGAACCCUUCUCCCGGCCCCCCUCCCUCUCCGCCUAGACAGAAAGAGCCUCUCACGCCUGUCGUGUUCCUGGAAUCCCUUACCAGACAUGGCCGCCGGACCAACAUGGGACGACAUCUUUGCGGCCGUGAAGAGCGAUCCACCAUCGCCAAGGGAAAGCAAGGUGCCUGGAUGGUACAAGGAUGACCAGAACGUCGCGGACUUCGGCCCGGCGCCACUCGACGACGACGUGCGGAUACUGGAGUGCCCGGACUGUUCAAAAACGGUGCUGCAAGAGGCUUUUAGCUUCCAUCAGAAGAACUGUCAGUUGAUUCGUGAUAUCAGAGAGGGAGUGGUGCCCGUGUCCGUGCUGGACCCUGUCCUCAAGCAGUCCACAAUAGUGCUGGAUGGCAGCGAUGAAGACGAAGAUGAUGAACCGCUAUUUGGCAGUGGUGCAAAACGCAGAUUCUCGCAACUAGACGACCGCGAGGCAAAACGCAAUGCGAAAAAGCAGAAGCUGAAGAAGAAGGGCCGUGGCUAUAGAGGCCCACUUGAUGUUGACAGGCAGUGUGGCGUGAUAUCCGAGAAAGGCCCGUGUCUGCGCUCUCUAACGUGCAAGUCGCAUAGCAUGGGCGCGAAGCGCUCGGUGGAGGGGCGAUCGCGUCCCUAUGACGAGCUGCUGUUCGAGUGGCAGAAGGCGACCAACCCGGCUUUUGUCGCCAAGCUCGAGGAGAAGGAGCGCGCCGCGGCUGAAGCCGCUGAACAGAAGAAGCUAAAGCUGGAGCAAAAGGCGGCAACCAAGAAGCAGAAGAAGGCCAGCGCUGCAGCCGCAGCCGCUGCUGCUGCUGGUGCCGCAGUUGCCGCAGCGGGGGGCGACGCAGCGGCGAUUGCCGCAGCCGAGAAGGCAGCAGCUAAGGAAGCUUCGUCCGGCGGGAGUGACAAGACGAGUGCGGCCGCAGUCGCUGCAGCAGCCGCUGCAGCCGCCGCGGACGACCCUGAUGCGGACAUGUACACGCAGGGCGCCGGCGAUUCGGACGUCGAGCACGAGCUGCAUGUGAUCCUUGAGGCGCUGCGGCGCGCCAACGCGCAGCCGCGCAUGUCCUGCGCGCCGUUAGCGCAGCGGAGCCAAUCCAGCACGUUCUCCGCGCGAUCGCACUGUCUCAUGCAGUAUCGCUCGCUGAUUCAGAAUGCUCUGCGCGGGCAUAGCGCCAGCGUAGUCGCUGACCGCAGCACCGUGCUCGCACGGCGGUAGGCUCGCAUCUCGCUACUCCACAUCACUUUCGUGUACCUCGCUCAUUUCCCAGUACCCACUUGCAACUAUAUCACACCUGUAUUAUGUCAGCAGCAUAUUCGAUACCAUAUCUCCA
Molecule: messenger RNA, 1480 nt
Organism: Tilletiaria anomala UBC 951
Lineage: Eukaryota; Fungi; Basidiomycota; Exobasidiomycetes; Georgefischeriales; Tilletiariaceae
Product: SCA7-domain-containing protein
Exons: 5
Coding region: 223-1365 (380 amino acids)
Biological process (GO): regulation of transcription by RNA polymerase II; regulatory ncRNA-mediated heterochromatin formation; RITS complex assembly
Cellular component (GO): SAGA complex
Source: RefSeq, a predicted model, not a curated record